This is a messenger RNA of Hermetia illucens (black soldier fly), 1320 nucleotides long. Its product is annotated as serpin B4-like. The transcript has 2 exons. The record is from RefSeq and is a predicted model, not a curated record. NCBI's taxonomy places the organism in Eukaryota, Metazoa, Arthropoda, Insecta, Diptera, Stratiomyidae. The coding region runs from base 107 to 1162 and encodes 351 amino acids. Gene Ontology annotation, molecular function: serine-type endopeptidase inhibitor activity.
UGAGCAGGCAUACUAUUAAUUCAUACGAUUGGUUGACAAAUUAAAAGUCGUCAAUAAAACAGCACUUAACAACUGUCUGUAUUUGAUUUAUAUUUUUAAUUAAGUUAUGGCUUCUGGUUCAAAGGCACCGUCAGAAUUCGUGUUCAACCUUUUUAGCACCGUAAAUAAAGAUAACGAAACAAAUUUUGUUAUUUCCCCACUCGGAAUUCAAAUUAUCUUAGGAUUGACACUUAUGGGUGCAGCCGGAAAAACUAAAGACGAGAUAGCAAGAAUACUGCAAAUAACAAACAACAAAACAGAGGCUUCCAAAAACUUUUCUCAAAUAGUACAUCAAUUAAAGGAUAGUAAAAGUAUGUCAAUAGCCUGCAAAAUCUACGUCCAAGAUGCGGAGUGUAUUGACUUCAGCAAACAUGGGGAGGCGGCAAGCAAAAUCAAUGAUUUCGUGGAAUCUAAGACAAAUAAACAAAUAAAAAGAGUUAUUGAACCGGACGAUCUAAAUUCAGGCAUAGUGUUAGUCCUAGUGAAUGCAGUUUACUUCAAAGGAAUUUGGAAAACUCCUUUCAACAAGAAUCUAACUGAAAAGGCCGACUUCUGGAUUAACGACAAAGAAUCUGUAAAAGUCGACAUGAUGACAAUGGGUAAGACAACCCUACCCUAUGGCGUUGUCGAUGACAUCAAUGCAACAGCCGUGGAACUCCCGUUCCAGGGCGACGAACUUUCAAUGAUAAUCAUUCUUCCCAAUAAAGGCACAAAUAUUUCUACUUUAAAGGAAAAACUGGAUCGUUUAAGCCCUUCAAAAUUGAAAAAGAAAUUGAACAAAAUUCAACUUAUUUUAAGUAUGCCCAAAUUUACUAUAGAUUUCGGCACUGACCUAACCAAUGUCCUUAAAAAUAUGGGCAUGGUAGAAAUGUUCUCCGAUCACGCCGACUUUUCAGAAUUAUUGCAUAAUUCGGAAGCAGUAAAAGUGUCUAAAGUUGUUCAUAAAGCACACAUCGAGGUAAAUGAAGAAGGGGCCGAGGCUUCAGCUGCAACCGCUGUUUUAGUUGCUCCACGUGCUGUGCCUCUAAAUCAAGCCGCACACGAGUUUAAAGUAGACCGUCCAUUCAUUUACAUGAUAACUAAUAAAGAUCAAGUGCUCUUCUUGGGUAAAAAAGUGCGUUAGACUCGAUAAAUUAGAAAUGGUUCAGAGAUACAGUCCCAUCAAACAGUGGACAAUUUAAUAGUUUUUUUUGGUUGAGCUGUGUGUUCCCAUAAAUUAAAAUUUGUAAAAUCAUUUGAUAGGUUUGGAUUGUUCUUCUUAUUAUAUUAAAGUUUUUAAAA